CUUAUGUUGAGACUUGCUAGUGUAGCGCGCACAGCUGCCUUGCAGCCAGUAUGUGAUUUCAGUGUUCAUUCAUGGCUAGCGCUUUCAUUGUCCCUAACGGUUUCUUACUCAUCAGCGCCAUAUGAUUCAACGAUCGUUUGCAUCAGCGUCGAACAAGAUCAAAAUCGUAGAGGUUGGACCCAGAGACGGUCUUCAGAAUGAAAAGCAAAUCAUCCCGUCCGAAGUUAAGAUAGAACUCAUCAACAAGCUCUCCAACGUUGGAUUGACGGCUAUUGAGGCCACUAGCUUUGUUAGCCCAAAAUGGGUCCCUCAAAUGGCUGAUGCCCGCGAAGUCUUGACAUCGAUCACUCAAAAGCCCAACAUCUCAUAUCCUGUUUUAGCUCCCAACCUCAAGGGAUUGGAAGCAGCCAUCGAUGCUGGUGCCAAGGAAGUGGCUAUUUUCUGCGCAGCAAGCGAGACUUUCAACAAGAAAAACACCAAUUGUACUUUGGAGGAGUCUCUGGAGCGUGUAAAGGCUAUCAUGGAUGUAGCUCGUGAAAAGGACGUACAGAUUCGAGGAUACAUCUCGUGUGUUGUUGGUUGUCCAUAUGAAGGUCCAGUAUCACCCAAAAUCGUCGCCGAUAUCUCCAAACGUCUUCUUGAUAUGGGAUGCUAUGAAAUUAGUUUAGGCGAUACUAUUGGUGUGGGAACUCCCGGCGCUAUUGCGAAAAUGCUGGACGAGGUUCUCAAGGUUGCGCCAGCCGAUAAAUUCGCUGUUCAUACCCACGAUACCUAUGGUCAGGCGCUGGCCAACAUUCUGUGCUCUUUGGACUACGGUAUUCGAACAUUCGACUCAUCCAUCGCUGGUCUUGGAGGAUGCCCUUAUGCCCCUGGAGCCAAGGGUAAUGUCGCCACUGAAGAUGUGGUCUAUAUGUUGCAUGGAUCGGGGUACGAUACCGGUAUCGAUCUUAAGGAAUUGAUUCAUAUUGGCGACUGGAUUAGCCAGAAGCUCGGUCGUCCAACUGGUUCAAGAGCUGGCUCUGCCUUAAUGCUUGCUGCACGUCGUCAACAGCAGGAAAAGGCGAAGUUGUAGCUGUUGUUGAAUGGAAAAGUAAUAAAAUGAGCAAAAAGCAUAAAUUUUUACACUGCCCCUUU
Umbelopsis ramanniana AG is the source of this 1134-nucleotide messenger RNA. RefSeq lists its product as uncharacterized. Lineage: Eukaryota; Fungi; Mucoromycota; Umbelopsidomycetes; Umbelopsidales; Umbelopsidaceae. The record is from RefSeq and is a predicted model, not a curated record. Gene Ontology annotation, biological process: ketone body biosynthetic process; L-leucine catabolic process. Gene Ontology annotation, molecular function: hydroxymethylglutaryl-CoA lyase activity. The transcript has 2 exons. Bases 122 to 1072 code for a protein of 316 amino acids.